This is a messenger RNA of Hemiscyllium ocellatum (epaulette shark), 1365 nucleotides long. RefSeq names its product RNA polymerase I and III subunit C (gene polr1c). NCBI's taxonomy places the organism in Eukaryota, Metazoa, Chordata, Chondrichthyes, Orectolobiformes, Hemiscylliidae. Gene Ontology annotation, biological process: DNA-templated transcription. The record is from RefSeq and is a predicted model, not a curated record. The transcript is spliced from 9 exons. Bases 27 to 1070 code for a protein of 347 amino acids. Gene Ontology annotation, cellular component: RNA polymerase III complex; RNA polymerase I complex. Gene Ontology annotation, molecular function: protein dimerization activity; DNA binding.
AAGGUCAGCCCCGGCGUGUGUGUGUCAUGGCUGCCGCUCGGGAGCGGAUUGACCUGAUUCGGAAUCGUGUCGUUCUGAAGGAAUUUGGGAUCCAGAAUGUUCAUACCACUGAUUUCCCAGGAAAUUACCCCGGCUACGACGACUCGUGGGACCAGCAGCGGUUUGAGGAGAAUUUCAGGAUUGAUAUUAUUCGGCUGGAGGAAGAUACGCUCGAGUUUGACAUGGUUGGAAUUGAUGCUGCGAUUGCAAACGCCUUCCGCAGGAUCCUGCUUGCUGAGGUCCCAACUAUGGCUGUGGAGAAGGUAUUUAUCUACAACAACACCUCCAUUGUACAGGAUGAGAUUCUGGCACAUAGACUGGGGCUCAUCCCCAUCAAAGCAGACCCACGGCUGUUUGAGUACAGAAGCACAGGGGAUGAAGAAGGAACCGAGAUUGACACGCUUCAGUUUCAACUUAAAGUGAAGUGUACAAGAAAUCCAAAAGCGCAAAAAGAUUCCUCUGAUCCUGAUGAGCUGUAUUUUAAUCAUAGAGUCUACUCGAAGCAUAUGAAGUGGGUACCAAUAGGAAACCAGGCUGACCUCUUUGGGCAGGUUGACAUCCGACCUGUUCACGAUGAUAUCCUGAUUGCUCAGCUCCGCCCAGGCCAGGAACUCGAUGUGGUCAUGCACUGUGUGAAAGGAAUCGGUAAAGACCACGCCAAAUUUUCUCCUGUUGCCACAGCAAGCUAUCGCCUUCUCCCUGAUAUAACUUUGCUGAGCCCUGUGGAAGGAGAUCUGGCAGACAAACUAAAACACUGCUUCUCCCCCGGUGUCAUUGAAGUUCACACAGUGAAUGGGAGAAAAUUCGCAACAGUUGCAAAUCCUCGCUUGGACACCUGUAGUCGUGAGAUUUUCCGCCAUGAUGACCUUAAGAACCUCGUCCGUCUUGGCAGAGUUCGCAAUCACUACAUCUUUUCAGUAGAGUCCACAGGAAUUCUUCUCCCCGAUGUACUGGUGUCUGAAGCCUUGAAAGUGUUGAUGACAAAAUGCAGAAAAUUUUUGAAUGAACUGGAUGCAGUACAGGUGGAGUGAAUGUUGCAAGCAGAUCCAGUUGUGUCUGGAUUGAGAACACUUUGAGGAGUGACUUUACCAUGGGCAGAAGUGGCAGUGAAAACCUGAUCACAGACUAAUUGUGUUCCAGCAUCAUUGACUGAAGUCGUCAUUCACUUCCCCCAGCGUUAUCGAGGAUUAACACUCACAUGAGGCAGCCUGCCAAACACAGCAGCAGUCAUCUCUGACCUUGUGUCAUGCACCUGAAUUUUUCCCAAAUAUUUAUCCCCACACGGGUGUGUAUAUAUGAUACAGUAUUAAAGAAUGAAUACCUCAA